Stegastes partitus (bicolor damselfish) is the source of this 1083-nucleotide messenger RNA. Its product is annotated as gastrin-releasing peptide receptor-like. The coding region runs from base 1 to 1083 and encodes 360 amino acids. The transcript is spliced from 3 exons. NCBI's taxonomy places the organism in Eukaryota, Metazoa, Chordata, Actinopteri, Pomacentridae. Gene Ontology annotation, biological process: G protein-coupled receptor signaling pathway. The record is from RefSeq and is a predicted model, not a curated record. Gene Ontology annotation, molecular function: neuropeptide receptor activity. Gene Ontology annotation, cellular component: plasma membrane.
AUGUCUCUCGAGGAUCCGCUCGUUCUGACCCCUGAAGACAGCAGCGCUUUGCUCCCGAAUGUCUCCGGAGUGUUCCGGGACUCGGCAGGAGCGCAGCACCGGUACAACAUCUGGCUCCCGGGCAUCGGGAUCGCCGCCGUUUACGGGAUCAUCAUCGUCGUGGGUCUGGUGGGGAAUGUCACCCUGAUGAAGACGUGUCUGCAGGUGAAGUCCAUGCGCACGGUGCCCAACCUGUUCCUGUCCAGCCUGGCCGUGGGAGACCUGCUGCUGCUGGUCACCUGCGCCCCGGUGGACGCCAGCCGCUACCUGGUGGACGAGUGGCUGUUCGGCCGCGUCGGGUGCAAACUGAUCCCGUUCAUCCAGCUCACCUCGGUGGGAGUCUCCGUGUUCACUCUGACCGCGCUCUCCGCCGACAGGUACAAAGCCAUCGUAAAGCCUCUGGACAUCAACAAGUCCAGCGCUACGCUCAGCUUCAGUCUGCGAGCCGGAGCCAUCUGGCUGCUCUCUGGGACUCUGGCCAUUCCCGAAGCCGUCUUCUCCGACCUGCACACCUUCACCACCAGCUACACCAACGAGACGUUCGUGACCUGUGCCCCUUACCCCCACACCGGGCAGCUGCAUCCCAAGAUCCACUCCACCGCCUCCUUCCUCAUCUUCUACGUCGUCCCACUCUUCAUCAUAUCCGUCUACUACUGCUUCAUUGCUCGCAGCCUGGUCAGGAGCUCAGCGGACAUCCCUGCUGAGGGACACCUGCACCUCCAGAAACAGAUCAAGUCCAGGAAGCGUUUGGCCAAAACCGUGCUGGUGUUCGUGGGCUUGUUUGCAGUCUGCUGGCUCCCCAGUCAUGUGAUCUACCUGUACCGCUCCUACCACUACAACCAGGUGGACACGUCGCUGGGCCACUUCAUCGCCAGCGUGUGCGCUCGCAUCCUGGCCUUCACCAACUCCUGCGUGAACCCGUUUGCUUUGUACCUGAUGAGCAAAAGCUUCAACAAACACUUCAACAAGCAGCUGCUGUGCUGCACCUCCCCAAGAGGCUUGUACAGCCAGAAUAGUGGGAGAACAAACAUAACCACCGUCUGA